AUGUCAGAUAUCGGUCUCAAAACUGAAAUGGUAGAAGCAAGUGCAAAAGAAUCGAAUAAUGAUGUUAAAAAAGAUGAAAAAUUUGUACAUAUUCUAACUUCACCAUCACCUUUACAUGCAAUAAGACUUUUGAGCGAAAAAGGACAAAGUUCAGCCAUAAGGGUCAAAGUUAGCGGUGCCGAAAUGUGCGAUAUCUACCGUGCUUUUUACGGACGUCUCAACAUGUCAUCUUGGUCUCUUGAAGAUAAACAAAAACGUUAG
Thelazia callipaeda (thelaziosis nematode) is the source of this 261-nucleotide messenger RNA. NCBI's taxonomy places the organism in Eukaryota, Metazoa, Nematoda, Chromadorea, Rhabditida, Thelaziidae. The record is from the annotation of a GenBank genome assembly.